UUCACGCUAAGGCUGCGCGGGGGGCUGGGCUGCGGGUGGGGAGGUGCGUUCCCAACGGUUCCCGCGGCGGUUCGAACUCGGCUCAACCGGGAUUCUCUGGUUUCCCAUAGUGUGUCUGGCGUUCGGCGCUUGGGGCCGGGGAGAGGGUCGCAGGUUUCCGAACGCAAAGGAGAGCGCGGCGUGCGCCGUCGUUGGUGGGUCUCUCUCACAGCUACGACUUGUGGUGAGCGACUGCCCCUGGAGGGUGGAAACUGGCCUACCUGAGGAGGACUCCUAACCUUUUGGAGGUUGAAAUGUCGUCAGAAUUCUAGAAGGGUGAUCAAAGAGAAGCUUCAAUGACAAAGAAAUGGAAUCUAGUUCAUCAGACUUCUAUAAUAAAGAUAAUGAAGAAGAAAGUUUGCUGGCAAAUGUUGCUUCCUUAAGACAUGAACUGAAGAUAACAGAAUGGAGUUUGCAGAACUUAGGGGAAGAGUUAUCUAGUGUUAGUCCAAGUGAAAAUUCUGAUUAUGCUCCUAAUCUCUCAAGGUCUGAAAGACUCAUUUUGGAAGAUCUUUCUCACCCUAGCCAUCUGGGACUUUUGAAUUACUCAUCUCAUAAAAGAGUUUGUAAAAUGCCCAAUAGUGGUACUGAUUUUCAAAAAAAGCCAAGAGAUAAGAUGUCUUUUUCAUCUUCUACCCCUGUGGAUCAGGAAAUCAGAAGUCUUCGAGAGAAACUUAAUAAACUUAGGCAACAGAAUGCCUGUUUAGUUUCACAGAAUCAUUCUUUAAUGACUAAAAUAGAAUCUGUCCACUUUGAAUUGACACAGUCAAGAGCAAAAGUUUCUAUGCUUGAAUCUGCUCAAAAACAGGCAGCCAAUGUACCAAUCUUAGAAGAACAGAUUAUAAAUUUGGAAGCAGAAGUUUCAGCCCAAGAUAAAGUUUUGAGAGAGGCAGAAGAUAAAUUAGAGCAGAGUCAGAAAAUGGUAAUUGAAAAAGAACAGAGUUUGCAGAAGUCCCAAGAGGAAUGUAUAAGGUUGAAGGUGGACUUACUUGAACAAAGUAAACAAGGAAAGAGAGCUGAACGACAAAGGAAUGAAGCACUAUAUAAUGCUGAAGAGCUAAGUAAAGCUUUCCAACAUUAUAAAGAAAAAGUGGCUGAAAAAUUGGAAAAGGUUCAAGCUGAAGAAGAAAUAUUAGAGAAAAAUCUAAUUAAUUGUGAAAAAGAAAAUAAAAGGCUACAGGAAAAGUGUGGUCUGUAUAAAAAUGAAUUUGAAAUUCUAAAAGAGAAAUUAAGGCAGUUAAAAGAAGAAAAUAAUAAUGGGAAAGAAAAAUUAAGGAUCAUGGCAGUGAAAAAUUCAGAAGUCAUGGCACAACUAACUGAAUCGAGACAAAGUAUUCUGAAGCUAGAGAGUGACUUAGAGGACAAAGACGAAAUACUUAGAGAAAAAUUUUCUCUAAUGAAUGAAAACCGAGAAUUAAAAGUUCGUAUUGCAACACAGAAUGAGAGACUGGAUUUGUGUCAGCAGGAAAUAGAAAGUUCGAGGGUAGAACUGAGAAGUUUGGAAAAAAUUAUGUCCCAGUUGCCUUUAAAAAGAGAAAUAUUUGGUUUUAAAUCACCUCUUUCUAAGCACCAGAUGAGUAGUUUGUCAAAUAAGCAAGACAGUUACAUUGGCUGCUGCGAAACAAAUAAAAUGGUGAUUUCGGAAUUGAGGAUUAAACUUGCAAUAAAAGAGGCAGAAAUUCAGAAGCUUCAGGCAAACCUGACUGCAAAUCAGUUAUCUCACAAUCUUACUGCUUGUAAUGACUGCCAAGAAGGUCGCAAAUUAAAUAGUUUAGAAAUAGAACCUGUAAAACUAGGUAACCAAGUAGAAAGUUUAAAAGAUCAAAAUCAGCAUACUAUGAGCAAGCAAUAUGAAAGAGAAAGGCAAAGACUUGCUUCUGGAAUAGAAGAAUUACGUGAUAAGUUGAUGCAAAUAGAAGCUGAGAAUUCUGAUCUGAAGGUUAACAUGGCGCACAGAACUAGUCAGUUUCAACUCAUUCAAGAGGAGCUGCUAGAGAAAGCUUCAAACUCUAGCAAACUUGAAAGUGAAAUGACAAAGAAAUGUUCUCAACUUUUAACUUUAGAGAAACAGCUAGAAGAAAAAAUAGUUGCUUAUUCCUCCAUUGCUGCAAAAAAUGCAGAACUGGAACAGGAACUUAUGGAAAAGAAUGAAAAGAUUAGGAGCCUGGAAACCAAUAUAAAUACAGAGCAUGAGAAAAUUUGUUUAGCUUUUGAAAAGGCAAAGAAAAUUCAUCUUGACCAGCAUAAAGAAAUGGAAAAGCAGAUUGAACGACUUGAAUCUCAGCUAGAGAAAAAAGAACAACAAUUUAAAGAACAAGAAAAGACUAUGUCUAUGCUGCAGCAAGAUAUAAUAUGUAAACAACAUCAUCUUGAAUCACUAGACAGACUCUUGACAGAAAGCAAAGAGGAGAUGGAAAAGGAAAAUGUGAAGAAAGAUGAAGCUUUAAAAGCAUUACAGAACCAAGUAUCUGAAGAAACGAUCAAGGUCAGACAACUAGAUUCAGCACUGGAAAUUUGUAAGGAAGAACUUGCCUUGCAUUUGAACCAAUUGGAAGGAAAUAAAGAAAAGUUUGAAAAACAGCUAAAGAAGAAAUCUGAGGAGGUAUAUUGUUUACAGAAAGAGCUGAAGAUUAAAAAUCACAGUCUUCAAGAAACUGCUGAGCAAAAUGUUAUUCUGCAGCAUACUCUUCAACAACAACAGCAAAUGUUACAACAAGAGACAAUUAGAAAUGGAGAGCUAGAAGACAUUCAAACGAAACUUGAAAAACAGGUAUCAAAACUGGAACAAGAGCUUCAGAAACAAAGGGAAAGUUCAGCUGAAAAGUUGAGGAAAAUGGAGGAGAAAUGUGAAGCAGCUACAUAUGAAGCAGAUUUGAAAAGGCAAAAAAUUAUUGAGCUUACUGGUACUACCAGGCAAGUAAAACUCGAGAUGGAUCAAUACAGAGAAGAGCUAUCUAAAAUGGAAAAAGAAAUAAUGCACCUAAAACGAGAUGGAGAAAAUAAAGCAAUGCAUCUCUCUCAGUUAGACAUGAUUUUAGAACAGACAAAGACAGAACUAGAUAAGAAAACAAGUGCUGUGAAGGAUUUAGAAAAGUUACAGCACCACACUGAAACUGAGCUAACAGAAGCCUUGCAGAAACGGGAAGCGCUAGAGACUGAACUGCAAAAUGCUCAUGGAGAAUUAAAGAGUACUCUAAGACAACUCCAGGAAUUGAGAGAUGUUCUGCAGAAGGCUCAAUUAUCAUUAGAGGAAAAAUAUACUACAAUAAAGGAUCUCACCGCUGAACUUAGGGAAUGCAAGAUGGAGAUUGAAGACAAAAAGCAAGAACUUCUUGAAAUGGAUCAGGCACUUAAGGAAAGAAAUUGGGAGCUAAAGCAAAGAGCAGCUCAAGUUACACAUUUGGAUAUGACUAUUCGUGGGCACAGGGGAGAAAUGGAACAGAAAAUAAUUAAAUUAGAGGGUACUGUGGAGAAAUCAGAAUUGGAACUUAAAGAAAGCAGCAGACAGAUAGAAAGUUUGAAUGAAAAAUUGCAAAAUGCCAAAGAACAACUUCGAGAAAAAGAGUUUAUAACACUACAAAAUGAACAAGAGAUAAGUCAACUGAGAAAAGAAACUGAACGGGCCCAACAAAAGAUGAAAGAAAUGGAAAGUGUUAUGAAAGAGCAGGAACAGUACAUUGCAACUCAGUACAAGGAGGCCAUAGAUUUGGAGCAAGAAUUGAGACUAACUCGGGAGCAGAUGCAGAACUCUCAUACAGAAUUGGUGGAGGCUCGUCAUCAACAAGUCCAAGCACAGAGAGAAAUAGAAAGGCUCUCAAGUGAACUUGAGGAAAUAAAGCAACUCUCUAAAGAGAAAGAAGCUCAUGGAAAAUAUUUAGCUGAAGAAUUGGGGGCUUCUCAAGUACGUGAAACUCAGUUAGAAGCAAGAAUGCAAGCAGAAAUCAAGAAAUUGUCAACAGAAGUAGAAUCUCUCAAAGAAGCAUAUCAUCUAGAGAUGAUUUCACAUCAGGAAAACCAUGCAAAGUGGAAGAUUUCUGUUGAUUCUCAGAAGACUUCUGUUCAGCAACUAAACGAACAGUUAGAGAAAGCAAAACUAGAACUAGAAGAAGCCCAGGACACGGUAAGCAGUUUGCAUCAGCAAGUGCAAGACAGGAAUGAAGUAAUUGAAGCUACAAAUGAAGCAUUGCUUAUUAAGGAAUCAGAAUUAACCAGAUUACAAGCCAAAAUUUCUGGACAUGAAAGGGCAGAAGACAUCAAAUUUCUACCAGCCUCAUUUACAUCUCCAGUAGAAAUUACGCCUGAUAUUCAAGAUUCAAAAUUAGCUAAGCAUUCUCACACAGCUUUUUUCAAGUGUAGAAAACUACGUCGCUCUAUUAGUGCCAGUGAUCUUAGUUUCAGAACUCAUAGUGAUGAAGAUCUUUCUGAAGAAUUACUACAGGACUUAAAAAAAAUGCAAUUGGAACAACCUUCAACAUUAGAAGAAAGCCAGAGAGAUCUAACUUAUACCCAGUCAGACUCAUUUAAACCUCUCACGUAUGACCUCAAUGAUGAUAAUUCUGAGAAUAAUGACUUCAGUACUCUGAGUGGAAUGCUAAGAUACAUAAACAAAGAAGUGCGACUAUUAAAAAAAUCUUCUAUGCAAACAGGUGCUGGUUCAACUCAGAGUUUUAGCUGGGCUCAGUGGCCAGACACUAUAUUUCCCAGCCUCUUCAGUGACUUAAGUUCUCAUCAGAAGGCUACAAGCGGAAAUGUGUAUAACUUCAGGCCUGGGCAUUAAAAUAUUAUAUAUGUGCUCCUCCAAGGUCUUUUCCUUUCUCUUAAGCUGGAAUUGCCUGCAACCAACUUCAGUCAUGUAGAUGAGGAAACCACCGUAGGAGAUGGCAGAAAAAUGAAAUAGAAAGAACCUGGGUGCUUACGUGACCUCAAGCAUUCUCCUUGGAUUAUUACAUAAGAGAGAAAUAAAAUUCUGUCUUUUUGAAACCACUGAGUAUUGAGGAUCUCUAUGUAAAGUAGCUUAACCUUACCCUAAUUUUAUGCCAUUGCCUAAAGAUUCUUUGUAUUAAUCUUUAUCUCCACAUGGAUCAAAUCUUCACUACUCCUAAGUCUAUCAUGACACCCAUACACAGAUACAUAUUUUGCAGGUGACUUUACCUCUACUUCAAAGAAAGAAUGGCAGCCAUCAGACAAUUUCUACAAUUUCCUGCCCCUGCAUUUACAGACUUAAUCUGCACUCAGUUUACCUCUUGUUCACCUGAGUGAAGUUUAGGUUUCCCUCUAGGUAAUCUGUUUACCUUUAUUUUGAAUCCCUCUCUGUAUCCUCAGGGACUUAUCCCCUUCAUCAAUAAUUUCCUCUCAUCCCUCUUGUCAACUGUUAAUUUUUUUCCCCAUCAACAUUAAACAUAUCCAAGUCUCACCUAACCUAAAAAAGAAAAAUCUUUUCCUCAGUCUCACAUCCUCAGUCUAGCUUCCAUUCCAUCAUGUACUUACAUGGCCCAUAUUCUUGAAAGAGUUCAUUAAAUUAACUGUUUCUGUUUCAUUUCCCCUCCCUUCUCAUGUGCCUGCAAGAGAUCCAGCUUUUUUGGUUAUUUCCCAGAUAUAUCCCAGAACCUCCCAUGAAUGCUUUAUAUCCUUUAAAUUCAUUCUAGUUGUCAGAUAUCACCUAAGCCAGAGAGGCAAAGCUAACAGGAUAAGUAUCCUUGUUGGCCAUAGCAAACAUUUGAUUUAUUUUAAAACUAUUCAAAAGAUGCAUGCAUAAUAGAUGAGACCAUAUUAUUUUGUUUCCAGUUGAUGUCCAAUUAAUUUCACUUUGCUUGGAUUCCAUUGUUACCAUGUAACCUUAUAAGUAUACAUUUGCUUCACACAAGCUUUUUAUUAGUAAGAUGAGACUGUGAUAGUGUGUCAGUAUGACUGUCUAGUAAAUUUCAUUUACAAAUUAUUUGGGUUAAAUAUCAGUCUUCUAUGAAUGAUUGCCAUGUAUCAGUUUUUCUAAAUAAAUAGAUUUUGUUAUCUACAAAGCUGAGUAUCAAGCUAUAAGCCACAGUAGGUUUAUGAGGGAAUACCAUAACAUGGCUCUCUUUUGAGGGGUCAGUUUACUGUCUGAAGGUAAAGCCUUACAGCUUGCUAUACAUAUUUAAAAAAAAUAUGUAUUAGAGUGAACACAGUGUAGACUUAGGACAAAUAAAACAACUUUUUGUUGACAGGGAAGAGGGGUAUUGUUCUUAAAUCUAGCCUUUCUCAAGGGGAGAUUUUUAAGAGCAAGGGGGCACCAAAUAUUGUACUUAAUGGAUUGGCAAAACAACUAUAGGAUAAAAGCGAAGUAUAAUUUAAAGGUGAGGGAGUACUGGAAAAUCUUAGAAUUAGGGCAAUAAAAGUGUGCUAUGCUUAGUCGCUCAGUCAUGUCUGACUCUUUGUGACCCCAUGGACUGUAGCCUGCCAGGCUCCUCUGUCCAUGGGAAUUCUCCAGGCAGGAACACUGGA
Molecule: messenger RNA, 6516 nt
Organism: Cervus elaphus (red deer)
Lineage: Eukaryota; Metazoa; Chordata; Mammalia; Artiodactyla; Cervidae
Gene: CCDC18
Product: coiled-coil domain containing 18
Exons: 30
Coding region: 347-4816 (1489 amino acids)
Source: RefSeq, a predicted model, not a curated record